UAUAGUGACGUGUCUUCUGUCGUGUUAAAUAUUCAAGAAUUUCAAGAGAGCAAUAUUUAACUAAUUGUGCCUGAAAUAAUUGAUAAAAGAUGUUGACGAAGUUCGAGACGAAAUCUGCUCGAGUGAAAGGCUUGUCUUUUCAUCCAAAACGUCCUUGGAUACUUGCUAGUUUGCACAAUGGCGUUAUUCAAUUAUGGGACUACCGUAUGUGCACCUUGCUUGACAAAUUCGACGAGCACGAUGGACCGGUCCGAGGCAUAUGCUUCCACAAUCAGCAGCCACUAUUUGUUUCUGGCGGCGACGAUUACAAGAUCAAAGUUUGGAAUUAUAAACAACGAAGAUGUAUUUUCACCUUAUUGGGCCACUUGGAUUAUAUCAGGACCACAGUGUUCCAUCACGAAUAUCCUUGGAUCCUUAGUGCUUCAGAUGAUCAGACUAUCCGUAUCUGGAACUGGCAGAGCCGUACUUGCAUUUGCGUUCUGACUGGGCACAAUCAUUAUGUAAUGUGCGCCCAAUUUCAUCCCACGGAAGACAUUAUCAUAUCAGCUUCGCUGGAUCAAACAGUCCGCGUUUGGGAUAUUUCCGGAUUACGCAAGAAGAAUGUGGCACCGGGUCCGGGUGGCUUAGAGGAUCAUUUGAAGAAUCCGGGCGCGACCGAUUUAUUCGGCCAGGCAGACGCAGUGGUGAAAUACGUGUUGGAAGGUCACGACAGAGGCGUAAACUGGGCGUGCUUUCACAGUUCGUUACCUCUGAUUCUCUCUGGAGCCGAUGAUCGGCAGAUCAAAAUGUGGCGGAUGAACGAUGCAAAAGCGUGGGAAGUGGAUACGUGUCGCGGCCAUUACAACAAUGUGUCCUGCCUGCUAUUCCAUCCCCGACAAGAUCUCAUCCUUUCAAAUUCCGAAGAUAAGAGUAUCCGAGUUUGGGACAUGACAAAACGCACGUGUUUGCACACAUUUAGAAGGGAACACGAGAGAUUUUGGGUGCUCGCCGCUCAUCCAACUCUCAAUCUGUUUGCGGCCGGUCACGAUUCUGGUAUGAUCAUCUUCAAGCUUGAGAGAGAACGUCCCGCGUAUGCAGUAUACGGAAAUCUUUUGUACUACGUGAAGGACCGUUUCCUUCGGAAGCUGGAUUUCACCUCGUCGAAGGACACAUCGGUGAUGCAAAUUCGCAGUGGAGGCAAAACCGCGCCGUACAGUAUGUCGUAUAAUCAGGCGGAAAAUAGCGUUCUGGUAUGCACGAGAUCGCCCUCAAACAUCGACAAUAGUACUUACGAUUUAUAUAUGAUCCCACGCGAGGGAGAUUCGAGCACGGAUGCUGAUACCAAACGAGCGUCUGGCCUCACUGCUAUCUGGGUUGCCAGGAAUCGAUUCGCUGUGUUAGAUAGAGCGUAUUCGUUAGUUAUUAAAAACCUGAAAAAUGAAGUCACGAAGAAGGUGCAAAUUCCAAACUGCGACGAAAUAUUUUACGCUGGCACCGGCAUGCUGCUUUUGCGCGAUCCAGAACAGGUAACGCUGUUUGACGUGCAACAGAAGAGAACCUUAGCGGAAGUGAAAAUCUCGAAGUGCAGAUACGUUGUGUGGUCUAGCGACAUGUCUCAUGUCGCAUUGCUGUCCAAACACACCGUCAACAUUUGCAAUCGUCGCUUAGAGUCUCUCUGUUCUGUGCACGAGACUACCAGAGUGAAAUCCGGCGCUUGGGAUGAUUCCGGCGUGUUUAUUUACACAACUAGUAAUCACAUUAAGUACGCAAUCAGCAAUGGCGAUCACGGAAUCAUUCGUACACUAGACUUGCCGAUAUACGUCACGAAAGUGAAGGGCAAUCAGGUUUAUUGCUUGGAUCGAGAAUGCAAGCCGAGAAUUCUGCGAAUAGAUCCGACGGAAUACAAAUUUAAGCUAGCACUGAUCAACAGGAAAUACGAGGAAGUUUUACACAUGGUGCGCAAUGCAAAUCUCGUUGGACAAUCAAUUAUUGCAUAUUUGCAGCAGAAGGGAUAUCCAGAAGUAGCGCUUCAUUUCGUGAAAGACGAGAAGACCAGAUUCGGUCUCGCGCUUGAAUGUGGAAACAUUGAAGUCGCGUUAGAAGCAGCAAGAUCGCUCGAUCAGAAAUCUUGCUGGGAAAGUUUAGCGCAAACUGCUUUAUUGCAAGGCAAUCAUCAAGUCGUGGAAAUGUGCUAUCAAAGGACAAAGAAUUUCGAGAAGCUGGCCUUCCUUUACCUUAUAACUGGUAACUUGGAAAAAUUACGUAAAAUGAUUAAGAUUGCGGAAAUUCGAAAGGAUGUGUCUGGACAAUAUCAAGGAAGCUUGCUGCUUGGCGACAUUUAUGAACGUGCUAAGAUUUUGCGAAGCUCUGGACAAGCUUCGUUGGCGUAUGUUACCGAAAAAAUCCAUGGAAUAUCAAACGAGGAUGACGACGCGCAGUAUGAAUCGAUGAGCGAAGAGCUUUCUUCGUUGGAGAACGGCGCCAUAUAUCUCCGUCCACCUGUACCUAUUCAACAAGCCGAGAACAACUGGCCGCUGCUGACCGUCUCUAAAGGCUUCUUCGAGGGGGCGAUGAUGUCUCGCGGCAAGAGUCAGGUAGCCGCCGCUCUCGCUCCGGAAGAUGACGGUACAACGACGCCUGAGGGAUGGGGCCAGGACGAGGAACUCGGCCUAGACGACGAAGAAGGCGUCGAUACGGAAAUCGCGCCGGAAGGUGAAGAGACUCCUGGAUGGGACGUCGAAGAUGUUGAUCUUCCGCCGGAACUCGAAGUUGUCGCGUCUACGGCGAAUCAGGAAGGCUACUAUUCUCCGCCUACCAAAGGAAUUCCACCGACGCAGCACUGGAUUAACAACUCCAAGCUGGUGGUUGAUCACAUACUGGCCGGCUCGUUUGAGUCUGCUUUCAGAUUGUUGAAUACUCAUGUCAGAGUAAUAGAAUUCGGACCUUACGAGUCUCUGUUUAUGAAUACGUACGCCCGAGCCAGGACAUCUUACGCUUGUUUACCUAAUGUACCAUCGAUAUACGGAUAUCCUCAAAGAAACUGGAAAGAGACCAACUGGAAGGACGCUACGGCGAAAACUGGCGUGCCUGCAGUUGGAUUGCACCUUUCCGAAUUGGUUCAGCGCCUUCAACUGUGCUAUCAAUUGACGACUAACGGCAAAUUUGCCAAAGCGAUAGAAAAACUGCAAGGAAUCUUGCUAAGUAUACCACUGCUCGUUGUCGAUACCAAACAGGACAUCGCGGAGAGUCAACAACUGAUUCAGAUCUGUCGCGAGUAUAUCUUAGGUUUGAAAAUGGAAACUGAACGUAAAAGUAUGCCGAGAUCCACGUUAGCCGAGCAGAAAAGGAUUUGCGAGAUGGCGGCGUACUUUACGCACUGUAAUUUGCAGCCCGUGCAUCAGAUUCUCACCCUUCAAGUAGCUGUGAAUUUAUUCUACAAAUUGAAGAAUUACAAGACUGCUGGUUCAUUUGCAAGAAGAUUACUCGAGCUAGGACCGAAUCCUGAACUUGCACAAAAAAUUCGGAUUCUGUUACAGUCUUGUGAUAAAAAUCCUGUUGACGAGCACAAGUUAGCCUAUGAUGAACACAAUCCCUUCUCGUUGUGCGCAAGCACAUACACACCUAUUUACAAAGGAAAACCGGAAGUAAAGUGUUUCCUAUGCGGUGCCAGCUAUAACCCACAGUUUAAAGACACAGUGUGCAAGAUAUGCGAAGUUGGUUUAGUAGGUAAAGAACGUUAAACUUUAUAUUAUUAUCGCGCUGUAAAUCUUAUAAUAAUUUCAUAAUUUUGUUAUUUGCAUUUAUAGUUUGCUUAAAGUAUCAAUCACAUAUACUUUGUAAAAUAAACUAUCAAUUCGAUAUAUUAUGAAUUUCUAUUCGACAGGAUAGAGUAAUAAAUCGUUCAUGUUGGACGAUAUAAAAUUGUAUUUGAUUUUGAGAUGUUUAAGAUAAAUAUUUCAAAAUUUAAAAUAAAUUCGAAUUAAUAUAUUGAAUGAAGAAAUAUAAAAAUAUUUCCAACUUUAAUGAAGAUGAUUAUACUUUAUCAUUCCGUAAAAUGAAUAGAGAAAUGAAGUGGACAAAUAAAAUUGGAGUCUUGAAUGUAUUUUGAAUUAAGUAUUAUCAAUAUAAUGUAUGUGACCACUCUAUAUCUAUUUCAACAUGAAUAUAUAGGUUUUACAAAUUAUCAGAGACAGAGUGUAUAUCAGCAUGAUUUAUAAGAAAAUAGAAAUGAUAUUUAUGUAAGAAGUACUAUGUUUAUAAAUAAAAUUUGAUUGAUUUCUA
This is a messenger RNA of Linepithema humile (Argentine ant), 4260 nucleotides long. It is a transcript of the gene alphaCOP, whose product is annotated as coatomer subunit alpha. NCBI's taxonomy places the organism in Eukaryota, Metazoa, Arthropoda, Insecta, Hymenoptera, Formicidae. Gene Ontology annotation, biological process: intracellular protein transport; retrograde vesicle-mediated transport, Golgi to endoplasmic reticulum; endoplasmic reticulum to Golgi vesicle-mediated transport. The record is from RefSeq and is a predicted model, not a curated record. Gene Ontology annotation, molecular function: protein binding; structural molecule activity. Gene Ontology annotation, cellular component: COPI vesicle coat.